Astrephomene gubernaculifera is the source of this 1722-nucleotide messenger RNA. NCBI's taxonomy places the organism in Eukaryota, Viridiplantae, Chlorophyta, Chlorophyceae, Chlamydomonadales, Astrephomenaceae. The record is from the annotation of a GenBank genome assembly.
GAUUAAGCUGUUUUUUUCUGUUGUUGUAUCCGACCAAGACAGUAAGCGAGAAUGGCUGCCAUUAUGCUCGCAUCAAAGCAGGGCGCCUUAUUGCGCACACGUUUUGGCCCAACGCAGCAGCAUGGCGUCGCCCGUCGCGGGUCGCUGCAGGUGACCGCUGGCCUAAAGGAGGUCCGCGAUCGCAUUGCCUCAGUGAGGAACACCAACAAGAUCACGGAUGCUAUGAAAUUGGUCGCUGCCGCUAAGGUUCGCCGUGCUCAGGAGGCUGUGGUAAACGGUCGCCCCUUUUCUGAAAACCUGGUGAAGGUUCUGUACGGUGUAAACCAGCGGAUCCGCCAGGAGGAUGUGGACUCCCCGCUGUGUGCGGUCCGCCCCGUAAAGACUGUGUUGCUAGUUGUCCUUACCGGCGACCGCGGUUUAUGCGGCGGGUACAACAAUUUUGUCAUCAAGAAGACCGAGCAGCGAAUCCGGGAGCUGACUUCGAUGGGCGUGAAGGUCAACUUGGUGUGUGUGGGCCGCAAAGGCUCGCAGUACUUCGGCAGGCGGAAGCAGUACAACCUCGUCAAGUCCUUCUCCCUGGGCGCGGCUCCCUCCACCAAGGACGCGCAGGGCAUCGCCGACGAGAUCUUUGCCUCCUUUAUUGCGCAGGAGUCUGACAAGGUGGAGCUGGUGUUUACUAAGUUUGUGUCGCUCAUCACCUCCAACCCCACCAUCCAGACGCUCCUGCCCAUGACUCCCAUGGGGGAGCUCUGCGACGUAGAUGGCAAGUGUGUGGACGCGGCUGACGAUGAGAUAUUCAAGCUCACCACGAAGGGCGGCGGCUUUGCUGUGGAGCGUGAGAAGGCCACGAUUUCCACCGAGACCCUGGACCCCUCACUCAUUUUUGAGCAGGAGCCCGCGCAGAUCCUGGACGCGCUGCUGCCGCUGUACAUGAACAGCUGCCUGCUGAGGUCGCUGCAGGAGGCGCUGGCUUCGGAGCUGGCGGCGCGCAUGAAUGCCAUGAACAACGCAUCAGACAACGCCAAGGAGCUGCGCCGCGUGUUGACGAUUCAGUACAACAAGCAGCGCCAGGCGAAGAUCACGCAGGAGCUGUCGGAGAUUGUGGGCGGCGCGGCAGCGACGUCAGGCUAAGCGGGCGUGGGGUCUGAGAAUGGUGGGUUGAGGCCCACAGUAUCCUACCAACUAGGUGGUGGUGGGAUACUGCGGGGUUAAGGAGAUGUUUCCUGUCGGUAGGUAGGCCGGUGAUUCGAGCUGUAGAGGAGAAAGGUUGCUUCUGUCAUUUGGCUUCCACAUGAUGGACAUGCGCACGUGAAGGGGAACUGCUUUGUGUGGAGCUGCUGUUCGUUGGCGCUGUUACGGUUGCUGAAGCUGCCACAUGAGCAAUUCGCAUGCAGGAAAAGUGUUGAGAGAAGAUUAUUUUGUGAGCAGAGUGCAGGUAUGGGACAGGCUCGUUCCAGUCCUUCAGCAUUUGUACAACCUAUUCGGAUAGCGUGUCAAGUGGAGAGACGGCCUACGCUUGCUUAGGUGGAUGAUCGUUGCCAGGAGCCGUUCUAGGUUACAAACAAUAGCAGUCACACAGGAAGGGGCAGCACUCUCAUGUUAAAUUACAUGACCAGUGUGCAAUGUUUGCUGCGCUUUUAUGGCCUGCCCUUGAUUCCAGGCGCUCGGCUAGGCCACGGCUUAAAAGGGAACAGCCAUUAAUGAUACCCCGGUUCCCGGGGG